Acanthaster planci (crown-of-thorns starfish) is the source of this 1667-nucleotide messenger RNA. RefSeq names its product tetratricopeptide repeat domain 36 (gene ttc36). Gene Ontology annotation, molecular function: protein binding. The record is from RefSeq and is a predicted model, not a curated record. Lineage: Eukaryota; Metazoa; Echinodermata; Asteroidea; Valvatida; Acanthasteridae.
CAGUUGCUUAUAAAUAUUAACCAUGCUUUUGAAUCCUCUAUCGUAUGACAACAGCGAAGAUGCUCAACAGGCUAAAGAGUUGGAACUGCAAGGUGUCCACAGUGCAGAGGCAGGUGACAUAGACUCCGCAAUCAGCUUCUUCAACAAGGCUGUCCAGGUGGCACCAGAGAGGGCGUCCUGCUACAACAACCGAGCCCAGGCCUUGCGUCUGAAGGGAGAUGUCAUUGGUGCCUUUGAAGAUCUGAAUCAUGCCAUUGAGCUGAGCGGGGGGCGUGGCAAGGCGGCCUGCCAAGCCUACACCCAGCGGGCACUCAUCAACCGACUUGAGGGGCAUGAUGACGAAGCACUGAGUGAUUUCAAGAUGGCCGCUUGCCUGGGGAGUGCGUUUGCGAGGUCGCAGGUUGUAAGGAUGAACCCCUAUGCGGCCAUGUGUAACCAGAUGCUGUCCGAUGUCAUUGGGCGGCUAAAAGCUGGGGAAUAUCAAGAUUAAGAACUAUGCAACUCAUAUGAAGCAAGAUACGAAUACGGAGAGACCCCCCCUGCUUUGUGUUGGUCAUUGUUUUAGUGGAAUCUGAGGGAUUCUUUUCAGACAUCUAAGGGGAUGUGUUACAAGUAGUCUGUAGUGUGCAUAGCGAUUGGGCAUGUUGGGGGGGAGUACCCCUUGGUCUCAUUUCUUGCUGGAUGUGAUGUAGCUUUGCCCAAUCAGUGGGCGUGGUUCUAGAUGAGAAUAAGGGGACUGAGUUUGCUCGGUUGCCUGUGUUCAGUGAAGGGGUGGGUAGAGCACAGAAACCUGUUCGUUGGAAAGGGGAAUUUCGGAAGUAACGUCGCUUAUCAAAGGUGUCUUUUAUUUCUUUUCACACUUUAUUUCUCAAAUGAUUAAGCUCGCCCGAGUAUGGCACCGAUGCAAACAUAUGAAUUGUAAAAUAUUGCAAGUGUAAAUUUAUGAAAGCCUUACUUGGCUUCUUAAGAGUAUCAAGCAAAGUGUUAACCUUUCAUCAAGGCCUUCUUGGCAGUGUAUAACCGCAAAGCGACUGGAGAGGAGACCACAUACACGUGCAGCUCAGCACAAGAGCCUUUUCCAACUUGUCAGGAAUUUCUUAUGUUUUUCUUUAUGUUUUCAAUUUAAUCCCAACCAAUCAUAAGCAAGGGGGGUCAGCAUACAUUAACCUAGUAUGCAAAUUGAAAGUAUACGAAAGAUGGCAGGUGUCAGUGGCCGUGAGUGCAGGUCAGUUGUCUGAUCAGUAUUUGGACAGUUCUUCUGCUGGAAACUUUCACCUUGCCGAGUUUAAACCAUUGCAGCGUUGGGCUACUGAAUUAUCUGUACGCGAGCGUGACACUUUCGUCUCUGCCCACGGGAUAUGGAAACACAAAAGUAAGAGCUGUAUUUCAAGCACUGCCGUUUUGCUUUGACCAUUCGGCCUUGAUGAACUGCUACUUGCUAGUGUUACUCCAACGUCAGCACCAUCCCCCACCAACAAGCGUCAUAGUUGUCAUCUCACCACUUAUUGCCCUCAUCAGUGAAAAACCAGAUGGAAACAUUGCAUAAGCUUUGGAGUUGAUGCCGUUUAUUUUGGAGACUGUGCUUUGACUGUUUACAUGAAAUUUAUGAAUAAUGCCUAUCAGAAAGCUUAUGAAUAAGUCACCACAAAAACCUCAAAAUCAAGUUG